Molecule: messenger RNA, 9786 nt
Organism: Cataglyphis hispanica
Lineage: Eukaryota; Metazoa; Arthropoda; Insecta; Hymenoptera; Formicidae
Gene: Rme-8
Product: dnaJ homolog subfamily C member 13
Exons: 20
Coding region: 935-7702 (2255 amino acids)
Biological process (GO): receptor-mediated endocytosis; endosome organization; regulation of early endosome to late endosome transport
Cellular component (GO): endosome membrane
Source: RefSeq, a predicted model, not a curated record
CUCGAUAGUCGAUCUCGCGUUCUUGUCGAUUUCGCGUUCGUUUUCGAUUUGUUUCGCGUGAUUAUCGUGGCUCGGGAUAUUUCUGAUAUAAUUGCAGUUGAGUAUCGUAAAAAUUGAAGGAACGUAAUUAAUUGAUUGCGUGAACUAAUGCGAUUGCCACAUUCAUAAUUAUAUUACGAUAUCGUAACGGUAUUACGAUAUUAUGGUCAUAAAGAGUCGCUCGACUUAUAUCGGGGUUUUAGAUUUCCAAUUUUAAAUUAAAGAGAAUAAAUAUGCCUAUAAAUAAACGUAUAAUAUCGGGAGUGCUGAAAAAAGUCUCGGGCGACCGUCGUAUUAUGUGAAAUACGGUAUAUUGCGUCGAUAUUUCAAAAGUGUGACGUCACGUUUCUCGUCAAGCCGACUCUGCGCGACUCUGGUACUCUGUAGCUGCCGGCAUCGUUAAAGACAAAUUGGCGGUCUACGAGAUCAUGGAUAGGAAAACAAAGGAAGAGGAAAGGUUAUUAACAAAGGAGAAAACGUAGGAACCACAGCGAAAUAAUCGUCGAAUAAGAUGGGAUUUGGAAAUCUCUGCUGAUAUCCUAUUGUAAGAUUGUAAGCAGUGCUGACAUCUGGAAACAGCUGUUCGUUAACACCCCUUACGCCCCCAGUUGUCUACGACCAUCAUGGUCGCUCCCAGGUUGAUGUAGCUGUCGAAAGUGACAUUUGUUAGAUGAAAGAGAUUAAAGUGUGCCUAUAUCACUCGUUCAAAUAUCAGCAGCAAGGACAACGCGGUUCAAGUUCGUAUUUCUUCCCUAUCUGUUCUUCGAAAUGCCGAUUGUGUAAUUUUAUAAUACGCGAAUGUUAUCCUACGCCUCUUGUCUUGUGCAAGUGGUACUCAUCGGUUUAUUAAAAUUUUGUUCAAACUGAUACGAUUGCAUCCACAAGAAAUGAAACAAUGAUGCCGAUAAAAGACAAUCAAGAUGUGGCAUGCUUUUUAGUUACCAAGCAUUCUACAUGGAAGGGGAAAUACAAACGUAUCUUCUCCAUUGGCUCCAUGGGGAUAACAACAUAUAAUCCUGGUACAUUAGAGGUCACAAAUAGAUGGGAGUAUUCCGAUUUUAUAAAUGUGCAGCCAAUAAAUAGAAGUCAAUUAGGCUCCCAUGAAUUUACCAUAACUGUACGUAAGGAGCGGAAAAAUGAUACCAUGAAGUUUAGUUCCGAACAUAGAUCGCACUUGCUGACAGAAGCACUUAAAUACAGAAACCAAUUUGAAAAAUCUAAAGAAACCUUGAGAUACCAAGCUUACAAACAUCAUUGGUCUGACACAAGAUUACCCAUUGUAUUAGAAAUAACACCAUACAGUCUCGAUCAAUUAGAUCCUGCAACAAACAUGGUAUUAGCUAGCUACUGUUAUAAAGAUUUUGAAGGGCUUCUGACAAUGAAAGAUUAUCCAAAUGGAUUUGUGAUUGUGUGUGGUGGCUUUGGUCGCCUGCAUCUUUUUGCUUCUAUUCAUAUGGAAGAAAUAAAGAAAAAAUUACAGGAAGCUGCACUAAAUAAUUUAGGCAUUAAUAUAAAAAUGUUGAAGGAGCCUAUAAAACUCGACGACUUUAUUGCUCAAAGAUUAGGAAAGUUUAGCGGCGAUGAGUAUAUAACGAGUGUUUCGGAAUUUACUGUACAAAAAAUCUCUUCUAGGCAUUUGGACCCACAAAGAAGAACGCUUUGUCUUUCUGACACCUGCCUAUUGGAAAGAGAUCCUCAAACAUACAACAUUUGUACUCUUAGGCCAUUAGCGGACAUUUUUACUUUGAUUCGUGAUAACGAUAAUCCUCAAUUAUUUACUAUACAAUAUCUUAAUGGUCAAACGCGCAGUUAUACUGCGACGAAUAGAGAUUCCUUAUUAGCAUCUUUACUAGACGGUGUAAGAGCAUCCGGCAAUAGAGAUGUCCAUGUAAAGAUGUAUCCUAUAGCCAGAGGUAAAAGACUCGGACCUUUCAAUCUAUCUGUUGAUGAAGAGGUCGAAACGACGCACAUUAAAUUUCUUCAACAACCACCUGGAGGACGUACGUUUGCUGAAAUUCUGGAGAGAUUUAAUGCAAACAUACCGUACAGUGGUCUUAAUUACUCCACUACUCAAGAUGAAUUUGUACCGCUUGAAUGGACUGUAACAACGUUACAACUUCAAGUACAUCGUAUCACAAAUGAUUACUUACAGGGAAUCUUUACUGAAAACAAAGACAAGAUUAUCCUUGGAGCUUUGAAUACUUUAAUCAGCAAAGAUUUAGAGACAAACUGCGAGAUUGAGGCACAAUUUCAUGCACUACGAAGAUUGGUGGCUAAUAAAAUUGGCUUUGCUGCAUUUACAACGCUUUCUGGUUUUAGAGAAGCUGUUGGUACAAAAGUCGUAAAGGCUUUAAAGAAACAAAAUUCUGGUGUAACGCAAGCUGCCAUAGAUUGUAUUUGUGCUCUGAUGCAACCAAUGCAUGACGAUUGUGAUUUAAGACAAGAACAAUUGAACAAAAGUAGCUUGCUCAGCAGUAAUAAGUUUUUAGAAAGUUUGCUUGAAAUGUGGAUUAAUCACAUUAAUCAUGGUACAGGUGCAUUGGUAGUCUCUGCUAUGCUCGAUCUUUUAACAUUCGCCCUGUGUGUGCCAUACAGUGAAACGACUGAUGGUAAACAUUUUGACAAUCUUUUAGAAAUGGUUGCUACAAGAGGCAGAUCUUUGUUUAAAUUAUUUCAACAUCCUUCGCUGGCUGUGGUCAAAGGUGCUGGAUUGAUAAUGCGUGCAAUCAUUGAAGAAGGUGCACCAGAAGUUGCAGCAAAGAUGCAAGAGCUGGCACUCGCGGAAGGGGCUCUACCAAGACAUCUAUUAAAUAGUUUAUUUACUGUUGGAAGUGAUAGCAGACUGUUAACGCAUCGACAAUUGUGCCGACAUCUAGUAGGUUUAUGGGUCACGGGACAUCCCACAGCUAUGGGAUUAUUGAAACGAAUUAUGCCAGUCGGUUUGUUGAAUUAUUUGGACUCUGAUGAAAAAGUACCAGAGUCGUUCGUUGAAGAAGAAAGAUUGAACAACCGUGAUAAUUUAAAGAUAGCAAUAGAUCACGCAUCUAGAAAUAAAAAAAGCCCGCAAUGGAUUGCUAUCGAACGUCAGAUGCGAGUAGUUGAGAAGCAUGUAGAAAAUGCUCUGCAACAUUGGGGUGCUCGUAUUGGAAUAGAGCGAAGAGAAAAAAUUAAAGAGCGUCCGAUAGUAUUGAGAAAACGUAGGGAACGAAUUAAAUCUGAAGCAAAUUGGAAAUUAUUCUAUUAUAAAUUUAAUCAAGAUCACGCACUGCCAAAUUUGAUUUGGAAUCAUAAAACAAGAGAGGAGUUAAGAAUAGCGCUGGAAAAUGAAAUACGUGCAUUUACUUCAGAUAAAGAUUUGGCUGGUGGAACUUUGAUCGCGUGGAAUCAUAGAGAAUUUGAGGUACAAUAUCAAUGUCUCUCAGAUGAAGUUAAAAUUGGAGAUUACUACUUGAGGCUUUUGUUAGAAAAAGAUACUCCGGACAACCCGAUAAGAAAAUCAUACGAGUUUUUUAAUGAUUUAUAUCAUAGAUUCUUAUUGACUGCGAAAAUCGAAAUGAAGUGCCUUUGCUUGCAAGCAAUGACGAUAGUGUACGGUCGAUAUUACGAGGACAUUGGUCCAUUCUCAGAUACAAAAUAUAUACUGGGAAUGUUGGAGCGUUGCUUAGAUAGAACAGAACGCGAUAGGCUAGUUAUGUUCAUAAAUAAGCUCAUAUUACAUAGACGAAACGUCAAAGAUAUAAUGGAUCAAAAUGGAGUACGAACUUUGGUCGAUUUAUUGACAUUAGCGCAUUUACAUACUUCCCGAGCAGUUGUGCCAGCGCAAACUAAUGUGAUAGAGGCAGGCCCGCAACAGGAACGAAUGGAAAAGGAAUGGUAUUAUAAUAACGGAGAGCAACGUGAAGGCCCGAUAAGUUUAAGAGAUCUAAAAGAAUUGUACAGUUCGAAUCAAGUGACUUAUAAAACAAAAGUUUGGGCACAGGGAUUAGAUGGAUGGAAAACAAUUUCGCAAGUGCCGCAAUUAAAGUGGAGUCUCGUUGCGAAAGGAACUCCCGUAAUAAAUGAAAGUGAAUUGGCCAAUUUAAUCUUGAAUAUCUUAAUUAAGAUGUGCGAAUAUUUUCCAAGUAGAGACGCUGAUGAUGCGGUGAUCAGACCGUUGCCACGCGUAAAGCGAUUAUUAUCCGACCUUCAGUACCUGCCACAUAUUGUACAGCUUUUACUAACGUUUGACCCGAUUCUAGUUGAAAGAGUUGCCACAUUGUUAUGUGAAAUAAUGCGAGAUAACGCGGAUGUGUCGAAAAUUUAUCUUACCGGCGUGUUUUACUUCAUCUUAAUGUAUACUGGUUCUAACGUCUUACCGAUUGCAAGGUUUUUACAGCUUACGCACACAAAACAAGCCUUUAGGAACGAUGAUACCACUUCUUCAGAUAUUAUGCAACGAAGUAUUCUCGGUCAACUAUUACCCGAUGCAAUGGUUAAUUAUUUGGAAAAUCAUGGGGCGGAGAAAUUUGCACAGAUAUUUCUCGGAGAUUACGAUACGCCGGAAGCAAUUUGGAACGCGGAGAUGCGACGAAUGCUUAUCGAGAAAAUUGCUGCGCAUAUCGCAGAUUUUAGUCCCAAGUUACGAAGUCAUACCAUGGCUAGGUAUCAGUAUAUUGCUAUACCUGCUGUAAGAUAUCCACAAUUGGAGAAUGAAUUGUUCUGCCAGAUAUUCUAUCUCAGACAUCUUUGUGAUACCGUUAAAUUCCCACAGUGGCCUAUUCCAGAACCCGUGCAAUUAUUAAAAGACGUAUUAGACGCAUGGAAGAAAGAAGUUGAAAAGAAACCACCUUUGAUGACUGUGGACGAGGCUUACAAGCAACUUGGCUUAUCUGUUGGAAAACAACAUGAUGGAGCGAUUGUUAGGAAAUCAUUUUAUAAAUUAGCUCAAAUGUAUCAUCCUGAUAAAAACCCUGAGGGGAGAGAUAAAUUCGAAGCUGUUAGUCAAGCGUACGAAUUUUUAUGCAGUCGCAGUUGUUGGUCGACUACUGGUCCUAAUCCCGAUAAUAUUGUUUUGAUUCUGAGAACACAGAGCAUACUUUUUCAUAGAUAUACAGAUGAACUUAGACCUUAUAAGUAUGCCGGUUAUCCCCAGUUAAUCAAGACGAUUAAGCUAGAGACAGACGAUGAACGAUUAUUUUCCAAAUCUGCCCCAUUGCUGGCAGCUGCGAGCGAACUCGCGUAUCACACGGUGCAUUGCUCGGCAUUAAAUGCUGAAGAAUUGCGAAGAGAGGGUGGUUUAGAUGUGUUAUUGGAAGCAUAUACGCGAUGCGUGUCUGUUUUGAGUAAUUCGAGUAAACCCACCGACAUAGCGGUGCAAGUUUGUAUGCAUAUCACUAGAUGUUUCGCUGUUGCUGGAUCGUUCCGAGGAUGCAGAGAUAAGAUUAUCGAAUUACCGCAACUCGUAAAAGAUCUUUGCAGAAUAUUACAUUUUAAGCAUUUAACGAAAUUAUGUGCGGUUGCCACGGAAUGUAUUUCAUCUCUUGCUACAGAUAGUAUAUUACAAAUGCAGUUAUUACAAUCUGGUGCUUUGUGGGAUCUGUUGCUCUUUAUGUUUAACUAUGAUUACACAUUAGAGGAAGGCGGCGUGGAAAGAAAUCAGGAUGAAAAUCGUCAGGAAGUGGCCAAUAAUUUAGCUAAAUUGGCAGUUCGCGCUUGUGCUAGAUUAGGCGGUUACAUGAAGGGAGAAAACGAGACGCCCAUUAAUCCCGUUACCGUUGCCGCACUAGAAAGCUUAUUAACGCCCUAUCUAGCACGUCAGCUUGUUAAAGAUAAACCUGAGGAGAUUUUAAAGAUAUUAAAUUCUAAUUGUUUAAAUCCAUAUUUAAUUUGGGACAAUGGAACUAGAGCGGAAUUAAAUGAAUAUUUAGAAGCGAAACAGCAAGAGAGAUUAAAUAAUAGCGAUAACUUUGAACAUGAUUUUAGUGAUUUUAAGUAUACCGCUCAUGCUAAUGAAUUAGUAAUUGGUGAAAUAUUUGUGAAAAUAUAUAAUGAACAACCAGUAUAUCCAAUUGAGAAUCCAAAGAGUUUUACAAUAAAUUUGCUCGAAUUUCUAUUAUUCUCUUCGGAAUAUUUGACAUCUUUGGGAAGUGUUCCUCUAAAUAAAAAGGAUCAAGAAAAAUUGGAACACAUUGUUAUGGCGCUUAAAGCAUUGAAUAAUGUUAUUAAAAAUAAUCCUGGAAUUGAAUUACAAUGUAUGGGGCACUUUAAGUUGCUAUUCGGACUUUUGAAUUGUAAUAACUUUAAAUUAAUUCAAAAGAGCGCUCUAGAAAUAAUCAGUAAUGUUACCAAAAAUCAGGAAUGUGUUGAUGAUAUAGCCGCGAAUGAAGUUGUAGUGCAUUUAUUAUUAUGUUUGCACAGCCUGAAGGAAUGUCAGCUUCUUGCAUUAGAAACUUUAUAUGCACUAAUGAGUUCGACUAAAAUUGUAAAAGAUGCAUUAGCAAAAGGAGCUGUUGUGUAUAUUCUCGAUCUGUUUUGUAAUUCAAGUAACGUUCAAAUAAGAGAAGCAGCAGCUGAGUUGCUUGCGAAAAUGUCAUCUGAUAAAUUAGCUGGGCCAAAAGUUAAACUUGAUUUAUCGAAAUUUUUGCCUAGAUUAUUCAGCGAAGCUAUUCGUGAUGCACCUAAGCAAUGUGUACACAUGUUUGAAACAAAGCACGAAAAUCCUGAAUUGAUAUGGGACGAUGAUGCGAAAGCUAGAGUAGCAAGAAUUAUUGCCGAGUUAAAAGACGAAUAUCAUGCAUUACAGAGACGGAAUCCUAAUGCUAUAUUAAAAUUACCUGAUACGCAGAAUAAUAUCGACAUCGCGACCAACGAACCUGUCGUAGGUGGUGUAUAUCUUAGAUUAUUCAUAGCCAGUCCUGCUUGGGCGCUUAGGAAACCAAAAGAAUUUUUAAGUGAACUGAUGGAUACUACAUUAACACUGAUGUCCAAGGAAAAGACUGAUACGGAUAUGUUGGAAUUAACGACCCAGGCUCUCGUGUGUCUAUUGCAAGCACAACCUACUUUGGCAGACCAAGUACCAUCCUUGGGACAUAUACCGCGACUUUGUCGACAAAUGGCUGUUCAAAAUAGUCAGCCAUUGGUAUAUAAAACAGCUAUAUUAAUUCUGCAUCAGUUAGCUACAAGCGAAAUUUGUAUCUCGUCCAUAUGUCAGACAGAUUGCAUAAGCCCGUUAAAGCAUGCGAUGCAAUCGAGAAGAGACAUGAUUGCAGUGGCAUGUGAAACAUUGAACAGGCUAUUUUCAACGAAUGAAGAUAGACUUAUUAAGCAGGCAUUGGAUGCCGAAAUGGUACCAUAUCUCUUAAAUAUAUUAGAAGGACGAUUAGAUAUUGUUGAGAAUCCUGCCACGACUAAAGCACAAAUAGUAAAAGCUUUAAAAGCUAUGACAAAAAGUUUACUUCUUGGUGAAAAAGUUAAUGCUAUUUUGGAAAAGUCAAGCGUAUGGGCCGAAUAUAAGGAUCAACGACAUGAUCUAUUUAUUUCUAACAAUACUAGUUCUGGUUAUCUUACAGCUGCAACGCCUGUAUCUGCUGGCUAUUUAACAGCAGGACCAAGUGCAACUUUGACCGCGAGUCCACCACCGGUAGACAAAGAAGAUAAUCUAAUUAAUAGAAAUGAUAGCAUCUGAUAUAGGUAGCAUCGUAAGUGGUGCAAAAAACAGUGAGGGGAGUACUGUAUGUCAGUACUGUAUGUGAGAGAGAUUCCUAUCGGUAAAUAAAAUACCGAUAUAGAGACUACAUUGUCUGUGAUUUUUGGCUUCUUAAAGAAAGAAAUUUAUUAAUCAAAUUUUGUUUUUGCUGUAUAAUCUUUAUAUUAUAGGAUCAUAUAAUAUAUUUCGUUCUUUUUAAUUACAUUUAUAUAUGAGUCGUAGUGUGUAAUGUAACUAUAAAUAAAACUUAAAUUGUCAGUUUUUAAGAUACCACAAGUAUAGAUAUAUAGAUAAAUUAUAAUACACUUUCUUAUAUCAAACAAGUUUUCGGACAAAUUUUUAUUUUAUACUUAGCAGCGUCAUAUAAUAUGACAUUUUGUUACGUUUCUGGUAAACGGAUUUAUAUUUGUAAAUUUGUCCGCGCAGGGUAUUUAAAGAAACAAAAAUAUAAUUCGAUAGCAUUGCCUGAGGUGCAUUCAAAGACAUUAACCGACUUUUUUUGUAUUUAAAAAAUCUAAGUGAAGGAAUAAUUAUCAGUUAAUUUAGCUUAGAAUAAUUAUUAUAAGUUAGUUUGUUUUCUGAUUUUGACACAAUCAUGUUUUCACACCUAUAUGUAAUCAACUAAGUUUUGUAGUCUAACUUUUAAGCUUAAUUACGCGUUAAUUACAUCUUUACUUGAAUUUUUAUUAAGGAAAAAUUAAUAUACUAUAUGAAGAAAUAUGUCUAUCUUAACCAUUUCUCAUAUCUUUAGAGAUAUCUAUAUAUGUAUGAUACAGAAUAUUAUGAGAUGUUUAUUUUUUAACUAAAUUAACCAUGAGUUUACAUGUAAAAAUUUUCAAGAGAACUAUGAGUAAGAUUUAUGUAAUAAUUUGCAGUAAAAUCAAAAAAAGAAAAAAAAGAAAACCAACAAGAAUUCAUAUGUAGUAAUGCAACAACUUUCUCUGUGAUAGCAUGUUAAUUGUGACAUAUACAUAUAAUGAAAGAUGGUGAUACAUUCUAAGUCUCGCCAUUGCAAAAACACAUUUUCAUUGGUCACAUUCCAAGCAGUCAAAAAUAUAAAAUGUACUUAUACAAAAUUGAGCACGUCCUUGUGAAAGAAAAAAAUUAAAAAUUAUGAAAAAAUUAACAUAUAUUAAAAAAUUGGAAAAUAUCUCUAUCUAUUCAUUCAUAAUGAAAAAAGUUAAAAUUUUUUUCUUGAAGUUAUAUUAUAGAAUAAAAAGUUUGAUUGAAAAGUAUAAUUAUACUUAUUUGUGCAAAACGUUUUUACAAUGUACAUAUUAUUUUCUUGAAACGAUAUUACAUAUUUUUAAAUCAGAAGAUAUUCUCGAUUGUAUGCUUGGUAUCGCGAUUUAAACGUAUCUUGAAUUUUGGAUGUCAUACUUGCUAUUUAUUAUCUUGAAAUAUACAUUACUAUGUAUACUUUAAUAUUAAAAAUAUAUAUACUAUUUAUAUCAUUAUAAUUAUAUAAUAUAUGUCAAUUUUUCUACGACCUUUCUAAUAUUUUCCAAUCAUACAAGAUAAAGUUCUAUUCAAAUCGUCAAAAAUUUCAGAAUAUUUUUUAUUGAACAAAUUAUUUGCCGAUUUAUUUAUUCUCAGAUUUUUCGAGGAAGUAUUUUAAGUUUUAAUUACUAAGAUCUCCUCGAAAAUUAAAGCGAUAACAUCUGAUAAUGUUAUAAAAAGGACUCUUUAUUAAUAUCCAUUUAUGGAUAUUUAUAGAUAUAAAAUUUCCAAAAAAAUAUUUAUAUAAUAGACAUUAUCUAAACAAAAAUCUUAGAAGAAAAAGAAGAAAAAGGAAACAUAAAAGCAUCUUUUAGAUAUCUUUACAUUUAGACCUCGUCUGAGCAAUACCUCUUUCUUUAUAAUAAUUAAUGCACUGUAUCGUGUAUAAAUAAUUUAUUAAUUUAGUUGCGAAUGAAAGAUCCUUAGUUAAGUUAAUGUAUUUUAUCUCACAAAGUUCUUAAAAUUGUGAGCAAUAUAUUGUAAAUACGUACAUAUAUGUAUAGGAAAGAAUUUAUCACAGAUCAUCAUACAUAUGAUUAGAAAAUAAAUGAUUUUGCACAUGA